ACAGAAAGGAGAGCCUGCCCAGUCUCCUCAGACUUAAGCAAGCAAGUCUGUAGACAUGUCUGCGGAAAAGAUGACAAAGUAGAAGAGAACUUUCAAAGGGCCCUAGAACUUAAGAAGAUGGUCAACAGGUGGCGAACUUCACAUAUUCACUGUGUGUGGCAGAUGACAUUGAGCCAGAGGAGAAACCCAUACACCAUCUUAAGGAUGCAGGAUGCCAUGGUAAAGGAAUUGGCACUGGCCAACAAACAACUACUGAUGGUUCGUCAAGCUGCCCUGCAUCAGCUAUUUGAAAAGGAGCAUCAGCAGUACCAGCAAGAACUAAAUCAGAUGGGCAAAGCUUUUUAUGUGGAGAGACUCUGACAGCCUCCGAAACACUGCUCUUCCAUUCUUGCCAUGCCUGCUAACGUAGCCUUGUUGAGCCUCUGAUUUCCUUCCCAAUCAGACUGAGCCUGGAACUUAAGACAAUGUCCCCUUUUUAAUCUCUUCACUUUGUCAAUACCCUGCUUCCAAUUGGAAAACAACCUAUGAAAAUAUGGUGAAAACAAGAGUGACGCCUUGUGGUCAUAGUAUGAUCUGCAGUGUUGACGUAAGCUGGGAGAGAAUGUAGACAAUGUGAGUUGAAAAUUCUGAUUUGCUUUAACAAAUAAAGCUACAUCUUAAA
Sciurus carolinensis (gray squirrel) is the source of this 661-nucleotide messenger RNA. RefSeq names its product cilia and flagella associated protein 141 (gene Cfap141). The transcript has 4 exons. Lineage: Eukaryota; Metazoa; Chordata; Mammalia; Rodentia; Sciuridae. The annotation marks the transcript as partial. The record is from RefSeq and is a predicted model, not a curated record.